AUGGCGGAUUCAUCAUCAACAGUACCAUUGUUGACCCGGAUUGAAGAUGAAGACACUUCUCCGCCUUUGAAUUUCGACAAGAUCUUCGAACAGAGCUUGUCUGGUUUCGGGCUCUCACAGUUCUUACAGAUAAUUCUUGUCGGGCUUGCCUUAACCUUCGAUUCGCAUCAGAUAUUCAUUACCGUCUUCACAGAUGCUUAUCCCACAUGGCACUGUCUCGACGACUCGAUAUGCAAUGCCGCAACCUCCGACAUCUGUGAGAUUCCCCGGUCAGCCUGGGAUUGGGACGGCGGAUUCAAGGGUAAAUCCGUCAUUUCAGAGUUUGAUCUCGAGUGUUCGAGCUCCUUCCUUAGAGGUCUCCCCACAGCUACUUUUUAUGUGGGGUCUAUCGUUGGAGGGGUUUUCAUGGCUGCAAUCCCAGAUGGUUUCUUGGGACGGAAGCAACUUCUUUUCUUCACCACUUUAGCAAUGUCACUCACUGGAAUCUCAAUUUUCUUCUCCUCCAGCAUAUGGAUCUACGCUUUGUUAAAGUUCGUUAUCGGAUUCGCGCGUUCCCAGACCGGGACGUACGCGUUCAAUCUGAUCAGCGAGCGAGUUUCCACCAAAUGGAGACCGCGAGCUACUAUGAUUCCGUUUACUCUGUUUGUGUUAGGGCUCAUGUCGCUGUCUGGAAUCGCCUACCUUGUUAGACACGCUUCUUGGAGAGUUCUCUAUCUAUGCACAUCCGUUCCAGCAGCCAUCCACAGUAUUUUCCUCUAUUUCUUCGCCUUGGAGUCUCCUCGUUGGCUCCAUUUGCAAGGGAAGAACGAAGAAGCCAUUGAAGUGCUCAAAAGAAUUUCACCUGCAAACAGAGGCUACUUGGAAUCAAUAUCUUCUAGGUUACCUCCAAAAGAAACGCUAGAACAAGCUCCUAGCAGCUCAAUCGAGGACUUGUUCAUCCGAAAGUGGGCUUUUCGAAGAAUCGUAGUCGUAAUGAUCAUAAUGUUCGGGAUGGGAAUGAUGUAUUACGGAGUUCCAUUAGCAGUCAGAGACAUAAAAGUGAACAUCUACUUGAGCGAAACCCUAAACGCAAUGGUGGAGUUACCGACGUUUGUUAUCACACCAAUCUUGCUGGAGAAAUUCAACAGAAGAAGCUCUGUGCUUGUGAAUUGCCAAGUCGGAGGAGCAUUAGGAAUGCUCUGUUUCGUCCUGACCCAUUUCGGGAAAACGAACAUCGCUUUUGCCCUAGAACUCGGUUCUUUCUUCUGCGCUAGGAUCGGAUUUAACUUAAUGGCAGUUUAUAUGAUUGAGAUGUUCCCAACAUGCGUGAGGAAUUUUGCGACGACUAUGCUAAGGCAAGCGCUUGUAGUUGGAGGAGCUUGUUGUCCAAUCAUUGCUUCGAUUGGAAGAAAUGUUCCGUCCCUCUCCUUUGCGGUUUUCGGGUUUACAGUGUCGGGUCUCGGGUUAUUCGCUUUGCUUCUUCCUGAGACUAAAGGGUCAAGUCUUUGUGAUACAAUGGAAGAACAAGAGCAGAGUGACCAAGCCUUGAAGAAUGAAGACUAG
Messenger RNA from Thlaspi arvense, 1542 nucleotides. The record is from the annotation of a GenBank genome assembly. Lineage: Eukaryota; Viridiplantae; Streptophyta; Magnoliopsida; Brassicales; Brassicaceae.